Kluyveromyces marxianus DMKU3-1042 is the source of this 3255-nucleotide messenger RNA. It is a transcript of the gene ATG11, whose product is annotated as autophagy protein ATG11. Lineage: Eukaryota; Fungi; Ascomycota; Saccharomycetes; Saccharomycetales; Saccharomycetaceae. The record is from RefSeq and is a predicted model, not a curated record. Gene Ontology annotation, cellular component: extrinsic component of membrane; Atg1/ULK1 kinase complex; phagophore assembly site membrane. The coding region runs from base 1 to 3255 and encodes 1084 amino acids. Gene Ontology annotation, biological process: autophagy of peroxisome; autophagy of mitochondrion; reticulophagy. The transcript has a single exon. Gene Ontology annotation, molecular function: molecular adaptor activity; protein kinase binding.
AUGCCACCAUGCGAAUUAAUAUCAGCAUCUAAUGGGGCAUCUUUUCAACUUUCUGAUUUAUAUUUCCCCAGUUUCCUGGAUUUGAAGCAGUUUGUGGGGGAGACGUUUCAUAUUUCGGUAGAUGACAUUUUGUUGCUACUUUCUUAUGGAAUAAUAUUGAAGAGAAGUCAAUGGGAUUCGACGAAGAUACGAAGCGAAGGUUUGAAAUCGAUAUAUGUGUUUGAUCGGAAGCUUUUCAAUGAAGAUAUAGAGCUAGCUGUUGAGGAGAGAUUCCGGCUUUUCAAGCCUUUGGAUUCGCCUAUGAGCGAUUUGUCAGAAGUGGAUAGAAAUAUUGUUUUAAGGAAUAUGGGAUGGUUGAAGGCUCUCCAAUCGGAUGUGGAAUUUUUUCAGCUAAGUAUUGAGCAAACGCGGAAGGAGGUUCAGAACAUGUUGGAUUGUGGUGUUGUGAUGCUAGAGUACUUGAAGAAUUAUUGUCAUGAGGUAGAGACGUUGUACAAUUCGCAUGUUGGUUUUCUUAAUAAACUUCAUGAACACAGUGCGUCCAGUCAGUGGCGCGAGGUGUACGAUUCAGUAUUGGAAGCUGUAAAGAUAGACCAGCAGCGUUCCUUAGCGUCAUUUUUCCAGAUAGAUGAGUUGAAUCAAAUUGAGGCAAAGAUUCGCCACACGGAUCACGAACUGAACAUGAAGUUGAAGGAGCUGAAGAAAACUAUUGACACCUGUUACCAACAUCGGAAAACCCUUGUGUCUGAGCUAGAGAACAUUAAAAGCAUAUCUGUUGUCUCUCCUGAUUGCAUGGAUAAACAAAUGACUGAUAAGUUCAAUGAGAUGGCCCAAGAAUUGGAGGCGGCCUCUAACGAGUGGGUCCAGAACUCGGAGAACAAUGAUCAUAUCAGCGAGAAGGUAAAACAGAUGAAAGAUUCCCAUAUCCCAAAUUUACAAACAAUCUCGCAAUCCCUUUUCAAUAAAGCUUCGAAAAUUAUAGAAACGAAAACGGAUAUGCAGCGACAGUUACGCUCAUUAUAUAUUUCUGUUGCAAAGUCGCAGAUGGAUAUCAUAGAAGUAAAGUCGACUUUAACCAAAGAUAUGAAAUCAGACAUGAAGCUUUUGCAAACUUAUGAGCUUCAGUUAUCUCAGGUGCUCGAUUUACCAAUGUGUUAUGGGUUAUACUUAAUCGAACUAUACAGACAGCAGCUGUGGAUGGAUAAUUAUACCCAUAUCAAAGACCAACACGAAUCUGCAUUACAGGUAAUGUUACAGGAGGAAAUCCAUCAACGGAAAAUGUGGUACAGAGACUUCCAAUGGAUAUCUAAAUUUUUGAAAGUCGACCAAUCUUUACCUUCUACCGUGUCUAUUACCCCAUUGAAGGCGCUGAGACGUGUUGAUUUGUUACAAAUAAACGAAUACUUUAACCAGCUUUCUUCCGCAAAAGUGAGCGAAACUACUCUUAAUGUCCUAAAAUCAAAACUUUCACAGGCUGAAAUGGAUAAUAUGUUACCUGAAUUAUCAGAACAAUCCUCAAAUGAUACAGGGGCAGCCAUUGAAGGUUACAAAUCUAGAAUAAAAAAGCUAGAGAAUCUACUUCUAGAUGCCCAAUUUCAACGAUAUGAUUCAUGGCCAUCUGGGAUUCUGAAUAAAGAAAUUGCGAUGGUUCAAAUGUUUCGGAAUAACACAUUGAAUAAUAAGGUACAGCGGUCCUCGACUGAUGAUAUAUCAAAUUCAAUACAACAAAGUUACAGUAAGACAUUAGGGGAUGUUCAAAAUCUACAAAAGGCUAUUUCCGAAUACUCUGGGUUAACAGAUACACUAAAAGAAGAGCUCUCCACAUUAAAAAGUCAAAUCUCAAAUAUGGAAGUUGAGAAAAAUGCUUAUAAGGAAUCCAUGGCAAAUUUGAAUAAAGAAUUGUCCAAUUUAUUGAUAAACCGGGAAAAUUUCCAUACUGAAAUGAUGGAACGUUCUAAUGACUUUAAGAAACAUCUAGCUUUAGUUGGUGAAGAAAAUGAACAGUUAACCAAACAAAAUCAACAAUUAUCAAAUGAAAUUAUUGAAUCACAAAAAAAGUAUGAGGAACUAAACAAGAUUAAAGACGACCUUUUAUUGAAUAUGGCUAAUCAAGAAACACAGGCAGAACAAGAGAGAGCUGCUCUGCAAGAAGAAAUAGAAUCUCUAAAAAAAGAAGUAGGUCAAUUACAGAUGGCGAAAUCUUCGUUGACAGAAUCAGAAGAGUUAUUGGGUAUCAAUAAACAGCUAGAAAAAACUUUAUAUGACGUGUUUCAAGGUAGCAUUUUUCUAUUGGAAAGUAUCGGUUUGUUACUCUCUAAAGAUAUUGACGGUAAAUUCCAGAUUGUGCGGGUGAAAGGUUUAAGAAAAGAUUUAGACUCGAGUGUGAUUGAUAUGAAUGGCUCAUUGGUAAAAAGUGUAGUGUCUCAUGAAAUAAAAGACACAUUUGAGUCUAUAAAAGACUCCUUGGACUAUAAACCUCAUGAAAACUUCAUAUCCUAUACCGAAAAGCUCUUCGGCAACCAAUUGUUUGAAAUGGCAGUUAUUCGCAGAUUUAACGAUAUAGAGAGUUUGGCCAAGAAGUUGAGAAAGGAGAAUAAAAACAAAAAGAUUCUUCUACAAAAGUAUACUAACGAUAAAAUCACAAUUAACAAUUUCCAGCUUGGAGAUCUUGCUCUUUUUUUACCUAUUAAUGAUCAAGAGUUACUUUUAAACUCAUCUGUUUCAUCAUUGAAUUCAUCUUUCUCGUCCAUUGAUUUAAACUCCUCCACUCAAUCCAUGAUUCCACCACGUGUGAUUCCGAACCGUGUAGAGCCGGCUUCAAACACAAACAACAGUAAUCCAUCUUCUGUUCCGGAAGAUAUGGGAUCACCAAACAUGAAUAGAGUAAAUACUAUGGGCAACGUCAAAGUUAACGCCAACAUUGGCAGCAAUAACUCUAAUAAUAACUAUGUUAAUACUGGCAAUGCAAAUGGCAACAACAAACCUGAAACAAAUAUAGACACAACUAGUUCCACUAAUGCAGAAUCACCAAAGAAGCAAAUUGUAUGGGCUAUUUUCACAGCUACAAAUACCGAGGUAAAAUAUAUUCUACGGAAUACUAUGUCCAAUUAUGAGCUUUUGAGGGAAAAAGAAUGGGCUGUGGGUAGGAUCACUGCUCUAGAAAAAAAUAUAGUAAUGGAGGGGGCUAGGAACCCUUUCAAAUUCCCUCAGAAUACAGUUUGGUUCGAAGUGGACGCAUUGUUUAAUCUCAGUUAG